AUGUCAAACUCGUCCUGGGCGCCCAACGAGACUGCGUCGGUCAUUUUCGCGGAGGAGACAUGGCUACAAGGCGCACUCCUCUCUAACAUCGCGUAUGGGAUGCAGCUCACGCUGUUUGUCAUGUGCUUUGUGACCCUCGUCCGCAAAAUGGAUCGGCACAACUUUCGGCGACAGCUCUUCCUCCUCAGCUUUAUUUGCGUUAUCUUCACCAUCGGAACGUUAUUUAUGGGGAGCCAGGCAAAAUUUACGCAGCAGGCGUUUAUCGAAUACCGAAAUUACCCUGGAGGCCCCAGUGUGUAUGAAGAAGCAGAGUUCGCUAAUCCCGUUGAUGAGAUCGCGAACGUGUGUUUUGUUGUUGGAAACUGGUUAUUGGAUGCUUUUCUCGUCUGGCGAUUCAUGGUCAUCUUCAGAGAUUUUGGACAGGGCUGGCUGGCUGCACUGACCUUCUUUCCCGUCUUGAUGUUACUUGCAUCGGUUGCUCUCGGGCUUGCCCUCCUUAUUGACAUGACCGGAUCAUCUCCUUUCGCAUUCGUAAACAUCACACUUGCGUACUACGUGAUGUCGCUCUCCCUCAACGUCAUCGUUACCCUGCUAAUCGUCGGUCGUCUGCUUAUCUAUCGACGGCGCAUGGCACGCGUCUUCGGUACGAAGGAGUCGUCGGACUACUUGAAUAUCUCUGCCAUCCUCAUUGAGUCUGCAUCCCUUUACUCGAUAUUUGCCGUGCUCUUCAUCGUGCCCUUUGGGCUGGGCAACUCGCUCGCAAAUGUAUUCCUGGACAGCGUCAGCCAAGUACAGAUCGUCUCGUCCCUGCUUAUCAUCUAUCGGGUGGCCACUGGCAAGGCGUGGUCACAGAGUAGCGCCACUGAGCUGACAACGAACCCUAGCACAACCGCAAUUCAGCUCAAGCAUAUGGGAAGCAUGCGGUUCGCCACCGUUACUAACGCUUCCACUGCUGUGGAUUCUGUCAUGACCAAAAAUACUGGCGGGAUCUCGAUAACACGCGAUGUUAUACGGGAGAAAGACUCAGUGGUGUAG
Messenger RNA from Fibroporia radiculosa, 1035 nucleotides. RefSeq lists its product as uncharacterized. Lineage: Eukaryota; Fungi; Basidiomycota; Agaricomycetes; Polyporales; Fibroporiaceae. The transcript has 4 exons. The record is from RefSeq and is a predicted model, not a curated record. The coding region runs from base 1 to 1035 and encodes 344 amino acids.